GACUAAAUAGCCAUGAGAGAGAGAGAGAGAGAGAUGGAGGAGAGAGAGUUGGUCCAUCUUCCAAUCCACCCUCACCCUUUGAGACCGUGUGACAUGUCAAUUUUCUACUGCGAGAUGUGUCGUACUAAACAAAACAACUCGGAUGGUUACAGUUGCGAGACUUGCAUCAGUGCCGUAUUCCACAGGGAAUGUGCAGCAUCCCCAUUGGAGCUCCAUCACCACCCUUAUCACCCUCCUCACUCUCUCACUCUCUGUCCCCUUAAUCGUGAUCUCGGUGAAGCUUCGGAGAUUUGCAGUUUUUGCGCAGAAAAACUUGGAGGAGGAUGGGUAUAUCACUGUCCUGCCUGCAGCAAAUUCGUCGUCCAUCUGCUUUGCGCCAGGAAGCCGCCGGCUUUCGAGGUGGCUCACCCCAAGAGCCAUGGCCAUAAGCUCUUCCUCCUCCCCAAACCACGCCUCUUCACCUGCGACGCUUGCGGUUUAACCAUCGAUUCUCCCUCUCUUCCUUGGGCUUGUCUCCAAUGCGGAGCCAUGCUCCAUGGAUCAUGCGUAGAUUUACCACGCGUCAUCCGGAUCUCCCGCCACCAUCAUCGUCUCCGUUACGCUUCCUCUCCCCCUCCCCCUCCACCUCAUGAAGCAUGGUCCUGCGGAGUUUGUCGCAAGGUGGUCGACAACCAAUACGGGGCGUAUUUGUGUUCCAACAGCUGCCGCUACGUCGUCCACUCAAAGUGCGCAACACGAGAAGAUGUGUGGGACGGGCAAGACCAUGAGGGAACGCCUGAAGAGCCCGAAGACGUGGAGGAGCCGUUCGAGGUUAUAAAUGACAAAGUUAUACGGCAUUUCAUUCACGGACAUCAUCUCGAAUUGAACGAGGUGGAUGGUGCCAGGUUAGAUGGAAGCGAGCACUGUCAGAUAUGCGCUCUUCCCAUUCGUGUCCAUUCUGGUAGUAUCUACCGCUGCACGCAAUUCGACUGCGGUUUCGUUCUCCACGAAACAUGCGGUAAUCUACCAAGAAUGACAUGGUAUAUGUUACAUCCCCAUCGUCUCAAGCUACAAACAUGUGGAGUAGAGAGGAGGGGCUGUCGCAUUUGUCCUCGGUACUUUAGUGGCUUAAUGUACGACUGUAGCAGAGAGGAUUGUCAUUUCGGAAUUGACGUGCAUUGCGCUGCUGUCUCAGAGCCCUUACUCCAUAUUACUCAUCCGCAUCCUCUGUUCUCCUUGUCGAGUUCGUUGUAUGGCAAAACAUGCUCCGGUUGCAAAAGAAUACAAUAUUUCAGUACGGUGAUGGAAUGCAUCAGAUGCGACUUCUACUUAUGUUUCACAUGCAUAACCUUACCACCAAAGGUAAGUUACAAGCACGACAGACAUCCCCUUGUUCUUGUUGGUGGCGCUGGUGGAGAAGAGGCCACCGUAGGUGGAGAAAACUGGUGGUGCGAGAUUUGUGAAGGGAAAAUGAAUCCGGAAGAAGAAUUGUAUUACACUUGUGAUAUUUGUUGUGUCACUGUUCAUGUCAGUUGCCUUCUGGGGGAGGAUCCACACUUGAAGCCGGGUCAUUAUUCUGACCCAUUUGCAAGAGAGUUCAAUGAUGAUGAUUAUGAUGAUGAUGAUGAUGGUUACUACUACAACAAGCGACGGGUGACCGAGUUUGAAAUCCUAGCUAACAUCAGUUGUAGCCGACCAUUAUGCCAUCGAUGUCAAAGGCGUUGUCCAUUCCCCAUUGUUUUCAAGGAAAAUGAUCGUCAUUUUUGUACUUACUAUUGCCUAUAUUUUUGAGUUAAAACUUAAGUACAUUAAGUUUGAACAAUGUUUUUCUUUUAAACAUUUGAAAAGACCGAUAUCCGGUUUUUAUUUUCUU
Tarenaya hassleriana is the source of this 1852-nucleotide messenger RNA. RefSeq lists its product as uncharacterized. Lineage: Eukaryota; Viridiplantae; Streptophyta; Magnoliopsida; Brassicales; Cleomaceae. The transcript has a single exon. Bases 13 to 1770 code for a protein of 585 amino acids. The record is from RefSeq and is a predicted model, not a curated record.